Molecule: messenger RNA, 1938 nt
Organism: Vicia villosa (hairy vetch)
Lineage: Eukaryota; Viridiplantae; Streptophyta; Magnoliopsida; Fabales; Fabaceae
Product: protein HYPER-SENSITIVITY-RELATED 4-like
Exons: 2
Coding region: 178-1656 (492 amino acids)
Molecular function (GO): ATP binding; ATP hydrolysis activity
Source: RefSeq, a predicted model, not a curated record
GUUGAGCAAGUUAAUAGUCCUACUACUAAUUUUUAGUAAUCCAGAUCUCUCUCGAAUUCUUUCCGUAUAAAAAUCAAUUAACCAAAAAAAUUAGUUCAAAAUCAACACCGACUAUAAAUUUUCACAUUACCCUAAAACCCAAACUAAACCCAAAUCUCAAAUCAAUCACCGCAAAACAUGACGUCAUUUUUUUCUUCCUCAUCGGAGACCAACCUAUCAACCGCAAGAACCAUCAUCUCAACUGCCGCCACCUUUGCCGCCGCCGCAGCCGCCUCCGCAAUGAUACUCCGUUCAGUCACCGACGAGUUUUUACCAAUGGAACUCCGUCAUUACAUAUACACAAAAAUAAAAAACGCUUACUAUCGUCUCUCCCCCGAUCUCACAAUGGUAAUCGAAGAAUUCGAAGGCCUCGACAACAACCAAAUCUACUCCGCCGCCGAAAUCUAUCUCGGCACCAUCGCUUCACCGUCAACAAGAAAGCUCCGCGUAAGCAAAUUCGAUCACCAACAAACCUACAGUCUCACAAUGGAACGCGAUCAAUCGGUAACCGAUUACUUCAAAGGCGUUAAACUCAACUGGACUCUUUUCUUCCGCCACGUCGAGAAUCUUCACCGCAACCGCGAUAUAUCCGCCGCUUCGAAAACGGAAAUCCGUUCGCUGGAAUUAACAUUCCACAGAAAGCACCAAAACCUGGUUCUUGAUCAAUACAUUCCGUUCAUUCUUGAAGAAGCAAGAUCAAAGAAACAAGAACUGAAAGCGCUGAGAAUCUUCACCGUUGAUCACCAGAAUCUGUACGGGAAUUUGAACGAUGCUUGGGUGGGGACCACGUUAGAUCAUCCGUCGACUUUUGACACGCUAGCACUUGACCGUGAUUUGCGGGAGUUUGUUACGGGGGAUUUGGAAAAGUUUGUUAGGAGAAAGGAAUACUAUAAGAAAGUUGGAAAAGCUUGGAAGAGAGGCUACUUGUUGUACGGUCCCCCUGGAACUGGGAAGAGUAGUUUGAUUGCUGCUAUGGCGAAUUACUUGCAUUUCGAUAUUUACGAUUUGGAACUUACUGAAUUGAAUAGUAAUGAUGAGCUUAGGAGGUUGUUGAUCGCUAUGCCGAAUAGGUCUAUCCUUGUUAUCGAAGAUAUUGAUUGUACCGUCGAGUUUCAGGAUCGUAAUUCGCAAUCUUUAACUGGCUCUGGAAGAAGUAGGGAUCGACAGGUUACACUAUCAGGGCUGCUGAAUUUUAUUGAUGGGCUAUGGUCAAGUUGUGGAGAUGAGAGGAUUAUAGUGUUCACAACAAACCAUAAGGAAAAGCUUGAUUCGGCAUUGUUGCGUCCGGGUCGAAUGGAUGUUCAUAUACACAUGUCCUAUUGUACUCCCUAUGGUUUUAGACAGUUGGCUUUCAAUUACCUUGGUAUUAAAGAAAAUCCUCGGUUCCGUGAGAUUGAAGCGAAAAUUGAGAAAACGCUUGUGACUCCAGCUGAAAUAGCAGAGCAGCUUCUUAAGGGCGCCGAAAUUGGAACUGUUCUUGAAGAUCUGUUGGGUUUUCUUACAAAGAAGAAAGAAAGUCAGGAAGUUGAGGCUAAAAAGAGAAAACAAGAGGAGCUGAAAGAUGACAGUGAUGGUAGUAAAGGAAAUGGUGUCAUUGGUACCACAUUGAAAUUGUAAAUGUGGAGCAAUUUAGUCAUUCGAGUUUACAAAGUUCGCAAAUUAGUUGUUAUACUUUGAAUUUUCUUUAGAAUUUUGAUUCACUUUUUCUGUUUUAUCACUUGUCAAGUUGAAGAGAAAGCUUAACGCAAUGGAUAUCAAAAAGAUUGUUGAUCGAGAGUAGCUACUAUCUACUACAGUACAUAUUAAUUUUCAAGUAGAACUCUAGUCAGUUGUAAUUAGUUCUAGCUAAAAUGUUAUGCUAUUUGGAAGCAAUUUUUCAAAUGCGUAGGACAGAAACCU